UUUGCAAGUACAAAGCUAAAAGACCAUGAAGACGAACGUCAGCAGCAUUUCUUGCUUCUGCAGUUUGAAAUGAACUCUUAUAAGUUACUAGUAUAGUGCUCGAGUGCAAGAACUUCUCCUCGCAGAAGUGUUCUGGUCUGAGAAGCCCUGCUGAACGCGAAGCGCAUUCAGCCCAAGACACCGUGCACUCUGAGCUCACCUCUUUCCUCAGUUUUACAUUGUGCUGCUCCUAAGAACUCCUAAGAUUCCUAAGACAGGCGACACAGUUUGUUUGUGAGCUCCUCACUCCCUUCCUUCCCCGGAACAGCUGUAACAAUUCUUGACAGUCGGCCAUGGAUUCUGUGUUUUCCUCGGUGUUGUCCUCAUUCAAUACCGCAGUUACACCAGAUCGUGACUGCUUGUCUUUAAUUGUGCGUUAUCUGGCAAACGCCGAAGACCAUCCGGGAGAGGAGAAGUAUCGACAGAUUCGGAAAGGUAAUGCACGCUUCAAUUCUGUUGUAUGGAGUCGCGAGGAAGGCAGAAGUUUGAUGCUACUGGCUGGGUUUGAGGAAGAAGGUGAUUUUGUCAAGCUCCCACUUUCAGCCAGUUGUGCUGUGGGCCUGGAAAGCGUGCGUGCAGCAUUGGGAUCGACUGCUACCAGUGGCGGCAGCGCUACAUCCGCUGCUGCUGUUGCUGCCGCUUCGGCCAGCACAGGCAUUGCCGGUAGCGGUGCACCUGCAGCCGCCACUGCACGGCCAACACCAGCGGGAACACUGCGUCUGUCAAAAGACGUCUUGCACCAGCAGGGAUCAUCUGGUUUCGUCCCGCCAAACAUGGAGCUGCUUCAAACGCUGACUCAGUGUGGUUUUGAGCUUGAUUCAGGCAAGGCUGCCUUGUCAGCCACCCACAACCGUAGCAUAGGAGCUGCCAUCGACUGGUUGCAAGCGCACCCCAACUGGAGACAGGAAUUCCAAGCUGGCCCGAAUGCGUCUCAUGGGUCAUGCCCUGUUCUGGCUAACGCUACUGCAGCUGCCGGUGCUCCACACCAGGCGCCCGCAGCAACCCAGGGACAAUCCAGUGCGGCGACUGCUACUAGCACUGAGGAGUCAUCGUCCGUCUACAUUCCAACAAAGUUUCAAGAAGCACUGGACAAGCGGCACGAGAGGGCCGAGCAGAAGAAGCGUGAUGACCUGCAGAAUGCCAGAAAAGAGAAAGUAGCCAAACUCAAAGCCAAGCGUGACUUACAAGACCAGAUGGAGCUGGAGAAGAAACAUCGCGCCGCGAAAAACGCUGAGCGAAUGGAGCAAAUCUUCCGCUCGCAAGGCAGAACACAGGACAUGCCGAGCACUCGUGGGAUGAUGUCAUCAUUCACGGCAGGUGGAUCGGUGGCAUCCAAUGGCACUCAUUCCAGCACAGCCACCGCCUUGAGUUCAAGUGCAGCAGGCUCAGCGGCUGGUCAGUGUACUCUGAGGAUCCGCUACCAGGAUGGCCAGAGUGAAAUGUUGCGGCUCACCGCCGAGGAUACGGUUGGCUGUGUAUAUGAGCAUGCAAGCACGAAGCUUGGUAUGCCAGCGACGUCACUGCUUCUCGUGGCACUGCACAAUCGCUCCAAGCUUGAAGAUCAUGCUGCUACUCUUGUCUCAGCAGGGCUCACACCACAGGGAGUUAUCACGGUGAGCUCGGCCGGGGCUGGCCAAAUGAAGCAAGGCGGUGGGAAAGUGGUGAGCCUUCAUGCCGUCACAUCCCUGGCUGAGUGGGGCACACUAGUAGGACAGCAUGUACUGUACAUUGUACUAUUCCACAGGCGGGGUGAUGCUUACUCAGAGCGUGCACUGCAAGACGUGCAGGAGGUGUGUGCGGAGAUGAUGCAAGAAGGCUCUCUGUUCAGCCAGGCCACCCAUCCCACGCCGAAAUUCCUCUCCGUCGACUUUGAUGAUCUCCGCGUAAUAGCCCAGAAAUACAAUGUAGUACAGGUGCCGGUCAUACUGCCUAUCGUAGUGCGUAGAGUAAGGCGUAGAGGUAUUUCUGGCGGACCUGAUGUUAAUAUGAAGGAAAAGCUCUUGACGCAGAUGCGAGAUUGGACGGCUGGUCUCCGUCAUCAGCAGCAUGCUCCACAACACCAUGAUGAUGAUGAUGAGGAGGAUGAUGAUGACGACACUGACAGCGACAAUGGUGAAGAUAAUGAGGCGGUCAUGGAUGUGGAGGACGAGGAGGGCGACAGCAGCAGCAGUGGUGCUGAGGACUCUGAGAAUGACGAUGAUGACAACGAUGAGGACAUGUAAGACCAGUUCUUCCCUCACUCAUGCAUUGCAAUUAUCACACCACCAUCAUGCCCACACUCAACUCAUAGUCAACAGUAAUCAUCAUCUUCUUUCUUUUAAAAUGGGAAAAGAACAUAACAUUUACAUGAGCACCAUGCUAAAUCAUCUGAUCUGACCCUGCUGUGAUUACCAAUCUACAUCACUUGCAUCUGCAUGCUUUCUUUUGAUGUUAAAAAAACUCUCUAAAAAGGAAAGGAAUAGAAUAGGUGGGGUGAGAAUAUCACCGAAACGGUUCGGAGAAGAACUGUUUUCUGUUUAUGCAAUGCCGGUUCUGUCUGCUGUAGUUUUUCUUCCAAGUUUCUUUUCUAUACUUACUGUGUCUAUUGAGUGCUUUUCUCACUGGGUUGCUAUCUCGUAUUAGCUGCUAGCAGCACUUAGCCCGACGUACAUAUUUAUCCUGAAGCAAAGAUCAAGCGUGCGGACUAUUA
Sycon ciliatum is the source of this 2728-nucleotide messenger RNA. RefSeq lists its product as uncharacterized. The coding region runs from base 333 to 2261 and encodes 642 amino acids. The transcript has 17 exons. The record is from RefSeq and is a predicted model, not a curated record. Gene Ontology annotation, molecular function: protein binding. NCBI's taxonomy places the organism in Eukaryota, Metazoa, Porifera, Calcarea, Leucosolenida, Sycettidae.